This is a messenger RNA of Lolium perenne, 1937 nucleotides long. RefSeq lists its product as uncharacterized. NCBI's taxonomy places the organism in Eukaryota, Viridiplantae, Streptophyta, Magnoliopsida, Poales, Poaceae. The record is from RefSeq and is a predicted model, not a curated record.
GGCAGACACCUUUGAAAUGGCCUAUGGCGGUGAAACUAUCACAGUACUGUAUAGCAAUAUUUUCGCACCUGCUGCCUUUCCCGUUACAUGCACAAAAGUAGUUACUAAAAGUGAAAGUAAAAGGUGUACAUAGUGCAGCAAGUAAAACAGUAGAGUACAAUAACUACUACUAGGACUGACUAGACGCAUUUACGUCACUGAACUCAAAGCUUCCAUUAAUCCGCUCCCCGAUGCUCUGAGCUUUCCAUCCCAUUUCGUUCUCCUUCUCCUUCCCUCCGCUCGCAAUUCAAACCGACAAGACAAACACCGCCCGACAUUCCCCUCUCUUCCUCCCACCAUGCCGUGCCGGACCGAGCUCUGACUAGCCUGUGUCCGUCACUCCGUCGCAUGGCGAAGCUCCCGCACUCCUCCUUCGCGCUCGACUUCCUGCGCCGCCUCCUCUGCGCCGACAGCGCUCGCGGCGGCGACAUUGCGCUGCGGCGCGGCGACGAUGCCGCUGCCGCGGCGCUCCGGGAGAAACAGGAGGAGGUGGCGUCGCCGGCGAGGAGCCCCUGCAUUGUGGCCAGGCUGAUGGGGCUCGACGCGAUGCCGACGCCGCCGCAGUCGCCCCUGCUGCGGCGGAGCCGGUCGGCGAGCUCCGCGGAGGGCGUGUCGCCGCCGCCGCCCACGCCGUGCUGCUCGCCGCGGCCGAGGGUGGCCAGGGCGACGUCGGCGUCCUUCAGCGACAGGCCCACGUACCUGCGGCGCGAGAACGACGAGUUCCUGCUCCUCAGCUUCAGCCCCGACGACGCAGGCGACGACGAUGGCCUGUCAGCGGAGUACUCGCCCCCUUCGAGGAGAGGCGCCGACGAGAGGAAACAGAGGCGGGAGCGCCGGAGGCGGCGGCAUGGGGAGCCUGGCCGGAGCAGGAGGCUGGCCGCCGCGGCGGAGGAGUGCGGCAUGGAGAACUCGAGCCCGGUCUCGGUGCUGGAGGCGCAAGAAGAGUCGUCGACCACCACCACCACUUCGUCGUCUUCCAUGGAAGAAGUGGACCAAGCAGAGCAGUGCUCGCCCACCCCAGAUGGAGGAGAAAUCCGGCUGGCACUGAGUCAGGUGCAAGGCUCAAGAAGGAACCUGCCGCAAUCCCCCCUCGAUGAUCAUGGUGGCCACCUGCCUCCCGAGGCACCAAACACCAGUCGUGCCUCCAAUUGUUCAGGCAGGGAGAGGAGGGACAGGAGAGCCGUGAACAAGGCCGAGGCGAUCGCCCCAGCUGCGACUGGGAUGUGGCGAAUCAUCUGCAGACUUGUCGAGGACGAUGUCUGUGGCGUGAAAUGGGGAGGUAGGGAUGAGAGCAACAUUGCGGAUGAGAUGGAGUCAGCGAUCCUUGAUCAGCUCAUAUGUGAGGAAACAGAUGAGCUAAUGCAGCAAGCUGUGGUAUGAAAAACUGUGCAUGGUUACUUGCUGAAAAGGGACCAAGUAGACUAGUUGAGUGUAAUCAAUCAUAAAGAUCGAAGCUGGCACUUUAGAUUCCUUGCAGCUAACUGUGGUCUGAAAAAAGUCAUCUGCAAGAAGCACGCAUGAUGCCAAAAUGUUCAGAAUACUGGACUGGGAUGAAACGAUCGCUUGCCCCAGGUGUGAAAAUUUUCUUGUUGGAGACGGUGGUGACCCCAACAUGAGGUGAAUAUCCAAGCAUUACAGUGGAGAUAUAUAUGUUCAGAAACUCUUGAGGUUGAAGGUCUCAAAGAUCUGAAUUCUGCUCCUCUCCAUACAGCCCAUGAAACUGUACAUGAUUUUCCUCCCUAUUUUGGCUCCAUGUACUAGCCCAUGAAUAACCUAACAAUAUAUUAUGAAUUAGUUGACAUGAUCUUGUGUAAAGCUUGCCCCAAGGUGCUUACUACUUACUUCAGUAAACCGAGUCUUGAACUAUUGUUCAGAUAUCUAAGUAAUCUAUUUCUUAA